AUGAAGAAUCUCACACAUAAGCACAAGAAAGAGGGAGAAAACAUCAUUCUGAAGAUAGAGAAAAAUGCAAUAAUAGAAAAAAAAGAAUAUCAGGUGAUACCGAAAUAUUUUUUACUGAACGAUGAUAAGAAUAAGAAUGUCUACUGCUUGCUGAAGAAAAAGAACUCUACCAAAAGUGAAAAGGAGUUGAUGAAUGGGGAAAAAGAGAAAAAAUUACUCAUAAAGAGACAAGGCGAAAGCGAAAAUUAUGAUGGGAUACUAAGUUCGGUUCCAAAUCACAACAACAGUGAUGUGUGCAAAUUGGGAUCCCCCAGUUCCUUUCCUAGUUGUUAUUACGUAUGUGAAGAAAAGAACGUUGUUCAUUCUACGCCGAAUAUUAAAACCGUGGAGAAAAUAGAAAAUGAAAACACAGAUUUUAGGAAGGAAAGUUUUUUACGUCUGUUGAGAAAUUCUUCUAAAAAGAUCCUAUGCUCAGCUGAAAAGGUAAAAAUUUUUAAAAACUUAUUUUUGAAAAUAAAAAGGAAAGAUGAAAAUUUUUUUUGCGAUUCAAAAGGGGGAGUAGACAGUACUCUGGAAAACGGUGUAACAGACGAAUGUACUCCACCUGGUGUGUGUAUGAUAUGCCCAAGAGGGGAGGAAGAAGGGGAGGAGAAUGAGAAAGAACAUACAAGGGGCGGAAACAAAACAUUUACUAUUUCUUGUACAGUCAAGUUAAAGGGAAAAGGCAUAAGCACAGACAUAAGGAACGGCGAAGGAUUCAGCGAAAAAUCCCCCCAAAAUAACAGAAUGAGAAAGGAAGAAAACGACCUAAAGAGUAAUUCUGAAAUGUUAACAAAUGAAAAAGAGGAACAUGAAUACAUUUUUGAUAAUUCCCUAAAGGAUAGAAUGAAAGAAAGGUAUCCCGUAAAAUAUGAGGAUGGAAGUAAAAGCAAAAUUUUUUUGGAGAAAUUUUUAAAGGAAAAAAAAAACAGAAUGAACAAUGCCCUUCCAUUAAACAUCGCAAGAGAUAGGAUAUUCGAGCCAAAGGAAAUAACAAAAUUGAGCAGGCUGAAAAGGGCUAGCGGUAUGAUCUCUUAUGCAGACAAUUUUCCCAAACAAGUAUUGCAGCCAAGUGGUGAUAGCGCUACCCUCGAAUAUUGCGCAUCAGACAUGAACAUAAAAAAGUGUGCUAUCAUGGGGUACGGGAGGAAUAUCUCUUUAGAGGAUAAAACGGAAGUUGCGCCCAUUCGUAGAAAUGAAGAACAGUCGGGUAAUGUUAUAAGAAAGAAGGAUUCCAACUUCAUUAUGUGUAAAAGUUCGAUGAAAGCAGUUAAAAUGGGCAAAAAAAAUACAAAGGGAUUACACAUCUCUAGUAACAAUAAAAAAAUAAUUGCACCAUUCGUGUGUGGAAAGACGAAGGAAGGGAAGAAGGAAAUUGCUGUUAUGGUGGAAAGUGGGGAGAACGGGUGGAAGGACCACACUGAUUGGGAUGAAUACUCUUUAAGCCAAAUUAUGCAAUACAAUGAAAAGUGUGAAAUUGGCGUGGAGCAAAGGCAAGGGCGCAACCAUGUUAAGGAAGACUCUGCGCAGGAGACUCAGAUGUGGAAGACAUGGGCUCUCUGUGUACAACAGAACAAAAAUGAUGAUGCUCAAGAGGUUGCUGCCAAGCCGAAUGUAUCAAAUGAAGAGAAUCAAAGUAAAGUUAGACGUAGCAUCAAAGAUGUUGGAGAAUUACAAAAAAGUGAUAAAGUGUCAAUUGAGCAGAAAAAUUAUGGGCAUCAGCCUGACCCAGUUUGUAAAGAUGUUAUUGACAAAAUGCGGAAGGAAGGAGGAAGUACUUUUCACGUCUUAUGCGAAGAAAAUGGGAAGACAAAUGGGGAGAAAGAGCAACCUGGUGGGGGGAAGAACCUAAAGGUGAACCCCAUGCAGACAUGUUCCCAAAACACAUCAAUAAUCACGGAUACAGUUAGCAGUCCCCAUAACAGAAAGGAAGAGAAAUGUAGAAGAAAGAAAUUCUUCUUUUUUCAAAAAAAUAAAGUGAGAAUAAAAAAUUUUAUUAAUAAAAAUGAGAUAUUUAAUCUUUCCAGAAAGGAAGAGAAUAGAAAUAUGAAAAUGGAAAAGGUAAACAAGCGAGUGAACCAUGCAUCAGAGGAAAUUUCCCCCCACAGUUUCUCAACAUCAAAUAAUUCUAUGAGCAAAUUGGGGGGAAUACAAGUGGUUAGGAGUGUAAGCCACGCAUAUAAUAGUAGCGGGUUAAAUAGGAGAAUUGCGGAUAGAAAGAUAAAAGUGGAAGAAGAAGUGUUUUCUUCGUAUCCUGUAGAAGUGGGCGACACGAAAAGGGAAUUUGAAGAUCACACACUUAUGGAUGAAAGAAGAAUAGCGACUGUGGAGAUCGUAAGCACCGACACCGACGUUUUAAAGCGAGUUUGCAUUGGAAACCAACUUGAUGGAAGCUUGAAACAUGGUGUAAAUGUAAUGACCGAAAAUGACAACUUGAAUUCAUGUGAAGAUGAUCUCCUUGAAAAUGGGAGAGCUCACGAAGACAUCCAAAUUUGUGAAAACUGUAGCAACACGGGCUGUUCGAAUAGUUAUACGAAUGAGGACAAUGAAGGAGAAAAAUGUAGCUACAACAUUUCAUACCAUAAACAGAAAUUACUGAUGGAUGAUUUAAUAACCAGCGUGUCGAAGGAAAAGAAUUAUGAAAAUCCCUAUCGGCAGAAAAAAAAAAUGCUUGAAGAGAAAAAGGAAAAAAAAAAUACGGACAAAACCUCUGAGCAGAAAUGUGAAGACACCAAAAUGGAACGCAAAAUAAAUGGGUUAAAAAGAAAGAAAAAAAAAUUUCGAUCGUAUUUUAAGAAGUUCAGGUCUUUUUUCUUUUUCCAGCAUAGAAAGAGGACUAGCACAUUGACCUCCAUCACCGCAGAAAAUGAAUCCAAUAAAGUUAUUAGAAAAAAGAAGUUUCAUUUAAAAAGGAAAAAAAAAAUAAAAAAAUUGAAGAGUCUACGGUUGCUAAACAUGUACAGCUCGAAAAAAAUGAUGGACAAAAGGAAAAAUGAAAGGAGAGCAGAUAACCAUUGCGAAAAUUACCAAACGCGGGGAUUUUUGUUGGGAGAACAGAGGGAAAAAGAAAGAGGGAGAAAGACAAUCGUGCUCGAUCUAGACGAGACCCUUGUUCAUAGCACGUUACGCGGAGAGAAGUACAAUUCUUUCAGGAUUCACAUCGAGCUGGGUGACGGGCGUUGUGUAAUUUAUGUAAAUAAGAGACCAGGUGUGGAGCAUUUUUUUAAGGAAAUCUCGAAACAUUACGAAGUGGUUAUUUUCACAGCUAGCUUACCCAAGUAUGCAAACGCCGUUAUUGACAAGUUGGAUAAGGACAACAUCUGCGCCUACCGACUCUUUAGGGAAUCUUGUACCUUUUGGAAUAAUAACUAUGUGAAGGAUUUAAAAAUACUGGGACGGGACUUGAACAACGUCGUUAUAAUUGAUAAUUCCACCUUCGUCCAUAAGUUUUGCGAAGACAAUUGCAUAUUAAUCAAAAGCUGGUUUGACGAUCCAACUGAUAAAGAGCUUUACAAAUUAGUCCCCUUUUUAAAAAAAUUGUCAAAGAAGAAAUCAGUUAUACGUGAACUGAGAAAGUAUAACAAGAAAAAGAGGAAAAGGAAAUUUUAA
Messenger RNA from Plasmodium knowlesi strain H, 3648 nucleotides. Its product is annotated as NLI interacting factor-like phosphatase, putative. The transcript has 9 exons. Gene Ontology annotation, molecular function: phosphoprotein phosphatase activity. Bases 1 to 3648 code for a protein of 1215 amino acids. Lineage: Eukaryota; Apicomplexa; Aconoidasida; Haemosporida; Plasmodiidae. The record is from RefSeq and is a predicted model, not a curated record.